AUGCCUAGAAGAGUCGCCGAUUUUGGCGGUGAUAUACACGACAAGUUCAAAGAACAAAUAAGGAAAUCGUAUCGACUUGAACGAGUGAUUGUGCAACACGCAAAGUCGUCGGAGGUUAGUUGAAAUAUUGAUUGGGAUUUUUCAGGAGGGGUUUUGUAAUUACAAAAAAAAACAAAAACAAAAAAAUAAAAGUAAAAAUGGAAGUGCGCCCUGUUGAUAAAAAUUGCAUGUUUUGCACUCUUUCAAAAUAAGGAAAAGAUUUGUGUGUUUCGUCGUUGAUGUUUUAUUAUCAGACUAAAAGGGUGUGUUUAAUAUGAUCAAUGGUUUUCAGGGACCUAGAAAUGACCAUUUUGGGCUGUAAAUUUGGAUUUUUUAUGAUUUCUAGAGUAGGGGUUCAAUUCUUAGUAUGAGCAAUGUCUUUUUAUGAUGUUAUCUAUUUUUAUAAUAUGAGUAACGAGUUUUUGUUUGCAGGGCAACUACUAUUUGAUCGUCUUUCUGCCCAAAGAAAGAGAAAACAAACGUCGUUGGCGGUUUACGGCAAAAAUCCAGCAAAAUUUGCAAUACCAGCAAAAAUCGAACGUUAUCAGAACAGCCGAAAAAUCGGAAAGUGUGAAUAAGGACAAACGGACGUUGAGGGAGCCGGUGAUUAUUGAGGAUUUUGAUUAUCAUUUUAAUUGUGCCAGAUGGUUGUGUAGUAUUUUGAGUGAACACACAUUUGAAAUAAAGACUUUGGAAGUGAUGUUGGUGAGUUUGAAGGGAGAAAGAGUGAGCUAUGACGUGGAUUUUUUUGAGGUCCUGGGUGGAAUUUUCUUAAUGGGGCUAUUCAUGUUAUUUUUCAACGCUGAGAAAACGGGAGAAAAGCGGAGAAAACCUAUUCAGGUAGGCUGAGAAAAUACGAAAAAAGCGGAGAAAAUGUAUUUCCUCCGCAUUUCUCCUGUUUUCUCAACAUGCUGAGAAAAUACAUGAAUAGCCCCAUAAACGUCUUGAAUUUGAUCGUUUAGACCAGGAAGAAAAGGUUAAAAUCGAGCUAUUUAUGACGUGGCAUUUUUCAGCCGCCACGUUGUGUACUAUUGCAAAAUUUGAAAUGGCAAAUCACGGUGAAGCGAAUCGAAAUCACGGUGGACAACGAAGAACGCGAUCGGCUUUUAAUAAUUGGCUGGCUUGCGAAUUUUGAAAGAGGUAUGGUCAGAUCUGUACAAAUCACAUCGGAAAGUCUGCAAAUCCAGCUGAAGAUGAGCGAAUUUGUGAGUUUUCUAUCUGAAUUUUUUUCGCUGAAAACAAUUAUGAUUUUGCAGCUGAAAAGUGUGCAUACUGUUGAAAUUAUCGGGAAAAGCGAUAUCGAUUGGGAAUGGAUUAGAAAUACGAAUACGGUGAAAUUCAGUCAUAUUCCGAGCGAUGAUUUUGUUUUGACGGAUGAUGAAAUUAAAAGGAUGUGUGAUGUGAGUUUGGGAUAGAUAUUGAAAAAACAGAAGUUUAACAUGAGCAAUGCUUGCUCUUGAAGCUUCCAAAAAUUUCACAAAAAUCUCAUUUUCUAUGAAUAUGAAUCGAGAUUUUGUAGCGUUUCAUCGAUCCAAACUGGAUGAGUCCUAACAUCAAAGGACAAGUUCUAAUUUUCAAUCAAGGAACCAUUGAAAGAGGUGAAGAAUUGAAAGAAUGGCUGAGAGAAAAACAUUCGGAACAUAAAUUGGGAGUCGACUAUUUUCAGCUGAGAAUCAAAGAUGGGCUGGGAAUCAGAGAUGA
Caenorhabditis angaria is the source of this 1740-nucleotide messenger RNA. NCBI's taxonomy places the organism in Eukaryota, Metazoa, Nematoda, Chromadorea, Rhabditida, Rhabditidae. The record is from the annotation of a GenBank genome assembly.